This is a messenger RNA of Dromiciops gliroides (monito del monte), 1127 nucleotides long. Its product is annotated as transmembrane protease serine 12-like. The transcript has 5 exons. The record is from RefSeq and is a predicted model, not a curated record. Gene Ontology annotation, molecular function: serine-type endopeptidase activity. Bases 1 to 954 code for a protein of 317 amino acids. Lineage: Eukaryota; Metazoa; Chordata; Mammalia; Microbiotheria; Microbiotheriidae. Gene Ontology annotation, biological process: acrosome reaction; proteolysis.
AUGGGGCUGAGGUUUCUGGGCAUCGCUCUGUGGUUAGCGGGGGGUACCUUUGCCUCUCGUCACCACGAGGCGUCGCUCUUCAACAAGAAAUGUGGAAGAGUACCAUUGAAAAAUGAGAUACAAGAAUCUCGAAUUAUAGGCGGUCACAAGGCUCAGUCUGGAUCAUGGCCUUGGAUAGUUAGCUUGCAGGUUAUGGUAUCUGCUAACCAGUCUACACAUUUUUGUGGGGGGUCCUUAAUUAAAAAAAAGUGGGUCAUCACUGCUGCCCACUGCCUCGAAAAUGAUAGAGAUCCCCAAGUUUGGAGAGCUGUUGUUGGAGUCAAUGAUCUUUUCCAAAGUCCUAAGACUUCUAAGAAAAUAGAAAUUGAUACAAUCAUCAUGCAUCCACAUUUUAUCCCAGAAGAAUACGUAAAUGAUAUUGCCCUUUUUCAUUUAAAAAGCGCAGUGAAUUAUAAUAAUUAUAUUCAGCCUAUCUGCCUACCAUCCUUUGAUUUUCUGCCAAACUUGACUAGAAGAACAAGAUGCUUCAUAAGUGGCUGGGGCCAAACAAGAGAAAAAGGUGAUUAUUCUCCUAUUUUGCAAGAAGCAGAAGUUCAUUAUAUUCCUCGAAACGCCUGCAAUAGUGAAGAAGGCUAUGACGAAUUUGUUCCAUACACUUCAUUUUGUGCAGGAGAAGAAGAUGGAACUGUUGAUACUUGCCUGGGUGACAGUGGCGGACCUUUAAUGUGCUAUAUUCCAGAGUCUAAAAGAUAUUUCCUAAUGGGAAUUACCAGUUUUGGAUCUGGCUGUGGUGAAAAACAUUUUCCUGGAGUUUAUACUAGGGUGCAAUUCUACAGAACGUGGGUAGACAACAUAUUGCUUCUGGCAGCAGCUGAAGACAGAACUAAAAACAGAAUUGUACAAGGAGCAACAUUAUUAAUUGUGAUCUUCAUCAUUCUAUUAGUGGAUUCAUAAAGCAGCACUAAGGUUAUAGCAAUUCCAUUUUGUAAUGAACCUAUCCAUUUUUCAUCUCUAUGCUGGACAAAGAUGAUAACUUUAAUUCUUUGAUGAAUUAGCUAUCCUCAGGUUCUCAUUUCAAUAAUUUUUGUUGAUAUAUAUUUAAAAUGUAACACUGAAUCACAUCCUUU